ACCAUCCUUGUUUUCUCCCCUUUUCUCUCCUUAUUGUCUUGCUUCCAAUCUAAGGCUUCAAGAGAGAUUCAGGGGGUGAGCGAGUUUUCCUCUACACCGCUCGUCCGUACCGUAAUGGGGUUCACUUCGUUCUUGGGCAGAGUUAUCUUCGCUUCCGUCUUCAUCCUCUCUGCUUGGCAAGAGUUUAAUGAAUUUGGGGUUGAUGGAGGGCCUGCAGCAAAGGCUCUUAGACCAAAGUACAAUGUUUUUACGGAUCAUGUUUCCUCUCAUCUUGGGGUGCAAGUUCCGCAAAUUGAACUUAAACAUGUAGUAGCUACAACUAUUGCUCUGAAGGGGCUUGGAGGCAUUCUUUUCAUCUUUGGCAGUUCCUUUGGAGCUUAUCUUCUGCUUCUGCAUCAGUUGCUUGCAACUCCUAUUUUGUAUGAUUUCUACAACUAUGAUACUGACAAGAAAGAAUUUGGUAUACUUUUUGCCAAGUUUACACAGAGUUUGGCUCUUCUUGGGGCAUUGCUCUUUUUCCUAGGUAUGAAGAAUUCCGUCCCAAAGAGGCUGGCCAAGAAGAAGGCUCCAAAAACAAAAACGGGUUAAAAACCGGAGAGGAACUGAGUAUCAAGUGGAGGGUACUUCAUAUUGAUGCAAGAAAUUUGUUGGGCUUUAGUUCUUGGUCUUUUGGCACACGAUUAUGUUUGUCAGCAAAGAUCUACCUGGUGGCAUUGCUGGGGUUCUCUGCUUCUGUAUUUUUGUAUCAGACCAUUUUUUUAUAGUAUUUUUUCUUCUCUCGCUCCGUGGAGGGGGUUAAUUUUGCUGCUUAUAGGCACUUUAUGAACCCCCUUAAAAAAUUAAGGUUUAGACUGAUUUUUCUUAUUUAUAUGUAGUCAAGUUUCUUUUUGUUUGUUACA
Molecule: messenger RNA, 899 nt
Organism: Telopea speciosissima
Lineage: Eukaryota; Viridiplantae; Streptophyta; Magnoliopsida; Proteales; Proteaceae
Exons: 5
Coding region: 115-588 (157 amino acids)
Source: RefSeq, a predicted model, not a curated record